Messenger RNA from Myodes glareolus (Bank vole), 2783 nucleotides. It is a transcript of the gene Gtf3c5, whose product is annotated as general transcription factor IIIC subunit 5. Gene Ontology annotation, biological process: transcription initiation at RNA polymerase III promoter. Lineage: Eukaryota; Metazoa; Chordata; Mammalia; Rodentia; Cricetidae. Gene Ontology annotation, cellular component: transcription factor TFIIIC complex. The record is from RefSeq and is a predicted model, not a curated record. Gene Ontology annotation, molecular function: RNA polymerase III type 1 promoter sequence-specific DNA binding; RNA polymerase III type 2 promoter sequence-specific DNA binding.
UCCGGAAGGACCCGGCCGAGUCCUGGCUUCGGCUGGUUGGGAUAGCUGGUGGGAUACGCCCUCGUCUCGCCCCUCAGUCCGCCCCUUUUCUUUUUAAACAAAAAAUUUCCCGUUGUAGUACAAAAUAAACAGACACUGUGGUGUGCUGGUUCCGGAAGGCCUUCGAGUUUCAGUGAUUUAGGGAGACGUGAACGGAAAGGAAAACCGGAACCAUUUCUUCGCGGAACCAUUGAGAUGAGGCCUCGGGGAAACAUUUGAGGAGAGGACCACGGCGGCCCGGGACCGGACUGGCAGGUAUGGCGGCGGUGGAGCCAGACGCGGAAUCAAAGGCCGCCAUCCCCGUGGACCUACGGCGGGAACGGCGACUGGUGUGCGUGGAGUACCCAGGCGUGGUGCGUAACGAGGUCAAGAUGCUACAGACUCUGGGCGGCGAGGAAGGCGUCUCUCGAAUCUACACUGACCCUUCCAAGAGGCUUGAGCUCUACUUCCGGCCCAAGGACCCAUACUGCCACCCUGUGUGCGCUAACCGUUUCAGUACCAGCAGCAUGCUGCUCCGGAUCAGGAAAAGGACCAGACGGCGGAGAGCUGCCCCAGGGACCGAGACCCAACCCCAGGUCACAUUUGACUUGGAAAUCCUUGGCAUCAUCUCCACAAUUUAUAAAUUCCAGGGAAUGUCUGACUUUCAGUACUUGGCAGUGCACACGGAAGCGGGUGGCAAGCAUGUGUCCAUGUAUGACAGAGUGCUCAUGCGCAAACCUGAGAAGGAGGAGUUCUUCCACCAGGAGCUGCCCCUUUACAUUCCCCCACCCAUCUUCUCCCGGCUCGACACCCCAGUGGACUAUUUCUAUCGCCCUGAGACACAGCACCGGGAAGGCUAUCACAAUCCCUCCAUCUCAGGCGAGAACCUGAUUGGAUUGAGUAGAGCCCGACGCCCCCAUAACGCCAUCUUUGUCAACUUUGAGGACCCUGAGGUACCUCUACAGCCCUUGGAGGCUGCAGUACAGACGUGGAAGAAGGCCUGCACCAACCCCAUAGAUCAGAAAGUGGAGGAAGAGCUGAGGCAGCUCUUUGACGUUCGUCCAAUCUGGUCACGAAAUGCUGUCAAGUCUAACGUCAGUGUCCACCCUGACAAGCUCAAGAUCUUACUUCCCUACAUGGCUUAUUACAUGAUAACAGGUCCAUGGAGAAGCUUGUGGAUUCGUUUUGGCUAUGACCCUCGAAAACACCCAGAUGCCAAAAUUUAUCAAGUGCUUGACUUUCGAAUCCGCUGUGGAAUGAAAUACGGUUAUGGUUCCAGGGAUAUGCCUGUCAAAGCGAAGCGCAGCACAUACAACUAUAGCCUCCCCAUCACUGUCAAGAAGACAUCCAACCAGCUUGUUAACAUACGUGACCUAAAGCAGGGCCUGGGCCCAUCAGGAACAGACGGCCCACUGAAAUUGACCUACAAUAAGUACAAGCUCAAGGAUUCGGUCUACAUCUUCCGGGAAGGGGCUCUGCCACCCUAUCGACAGAUGUUCUACCAGCUGUGUGAUUUGAAUGUGGAGGAAUUGCAGAAAAUUGUUCACCGCAAUGAUGGGACAGAGAGUGUGUGCACGGAGAGAGAUGGAUGGUGCCUUCCCAAGACCACAGACCACCUGAGGGACACCAUGUCACUCAUGAUUCUGCAGACCAUCCGCUCUGAGAGGCCUGCUCUCUUCUCCGACACAGGUAAGGCAGAUCGAGGGAAAGGGCAGCUGAUGUUCGAGUCUGGAGAGGAGGGCGAGGAGGAAGAGGAAGAGGAGGAAGAGGAGGAUUUCAAGCCCUCGGAUGGGAGUGAAAAUGAGAUGGAGACAGAGAUUCUGGAUUAUGUGUGACAGCGCUGGCCCCAGGCAGCCAGGACAUGCUGGUGUACCGUGAUGGGACAGUUGGGAUAGGCCUGUGCCCCCAUCCGGGGUGGGGAGAUGAGGACACUGGGCAACCUCAGACCAGGCUCAGCCUGACUUCGCCAAAUGGACCAGCUCUUCAGUUCCCUGGAAACACCCUCUUGUCUCACAGCUUCCUUUUGUGAAACCAGAGCCUGUCAUGUCCCUGCCAAGCUGGCCUCCCUGGAAGGUUCUCCCAUGCAUGGCCUCCCAAGCCCCUGGGCAGCAACACCACUUCCUGAAGGUUGCUGAGUGAGAGAUGGGCCAUUGCCUUGUUUCUCUGUGCGGCCUCCGCCCCUUGAACCGUGCGGCCUGGCACACAUAGUCAAGUCACAGCAAUUCCAAAGCCAGAUGCCUUGAGCCAGCCCACCCUCCUGACAAGAUUGAGGACCCAUUGUUUCAUUUGGCCCAAGUGGACACCCCUGGGAACUUCCCAGCCUUUCAGGGAAGCAACUGGACCCUUGUCCUCUGAUGACCCUGCUCCCUGCUGCUUCAAAGAAAGCUCAGCCCGGAGGCAGGAAGUAAUUCUUCCCUAAAGAGUGCCUGGCCCCACAGGACUUCUCUCACAGACGCUGCCAGGACACCUCAGCCAGGAGCAUUCCCACUUUCGAGCUGCUGCCCAACCUGGUCUUUGGGGAGGUCUAUCUAGGUUCUGGUCCCAUCACCCAAGAAUACCUUGACUGUAGAUCUGAGGAAGGUUCUGAGGAAGGGACCCCAUGCCCUCUGAAGGCCUUACCUACACAGAGCCCAGGGCAGUAGCAGUCUUGCCUUAGGUUGGCCAAGCUAGGACUUCCUGAGCACUAGCCACGCCUAGCAAAGGGUGGUGAUUCUUCUCCUGAAUUCCCAUGUAAAUAAAAGUGUUUUCAGUAUGAAAAUAUAAAA